Messenger RNA from Penicillium taxi, 252 nucleotides. RefSeq lists its product as uncharacterized. The coding region runs from base 1 to 252 and encodes 83 amino acids. The transcript has 3 exons. The record is from RefSeq and is a predicted model, not a curated record. Lineage: Eukaryota; Fungi; Ascomycota; Eurotiomycetes; Eurotiales; Aspergillaceae.
AUGGCCACGCACCGAAUCCGGACUUGUUUAGCUCUUUGCGCCCUGCUUCUUCCAGCUCGGACUUCGACUGGUUUCGAAAUAUUCCAAUCUCAGAGAAUACAUUCUGAGCGAAGCAGCAAACACACAACGUCAUUAGUUGGUUCUGGGGUCCAGCAUUGUCACUGCCUUCCUAAGCCUGUCGAUGAACGCAUGCUAAAAUCAGAGCUGUUCAGCUCAUUACAUCCCGAUUUCCCCAGCCCUAUGGACAUGUAA